GUCCAACUUCGAUACAAACAUUGAUGCUCCUUCUCAACACAGAAAACGGUCCAUACAUUCACAUUGGAGCCAGCAAAGCCCAAAUUGUAUCCAAUAAUUGAAUGUCGUCAUGAGCAUGACAUCGUUCACUGACACACGCCUCCUGCGCGGCGGCAUCAAGCGAACUCUACUUGUGGUCUCUAUGACUCUCCUGGUCACCAUCACGCUCGUGAUUUUUAUGGACACAUUCCUGCUGAAGUCCUUGCUAAAACGUCAAUUUUUAGCUGACCACCCAUAUCGCCUGGGGUAUCAGACGUCCGACCAUCGCGUUGAAGCGAAAACUCCUGUCGCAGAGGAGCAUAAUACUUCCUCUAACAAUUCCACCCUGAAACCAAUUCUGGACUGGCACAAUUUUUUCGAGUACAUAGAAAAGGCGGCUGGUUGUAGUAAAAUUGAAAUGAUCGGAGACCAACCAAAUGAAGGAACCACUGUUUUGGACGGCGUUAAGGCAGUUUGUUUGGACGACAAAGUCUCUCCCACACCCGGCUCCUGCAUCGUACUUUCCUUCGGCAUGGGCAACGAGUGGAGCUUUGAGGAGGCCAUGGCGGAAUACGGCUGCAAGGUGUACGCGUUUGACCCCACCAUUGGGCAGCCAGCCCGCCUCAGUGGUCAAGACAUCCACUUCCGCCCAUUGGGCUUGGGGGGCGUAACUGGAGUUGCGUCGUUCCAUGGAACUGAAAUACCGGUAUGCACAUAUCGGGAUAUUUUGAAGUUGAUCGACUUGGAGAAGAGCGUCAUUGACUACCUCAGGAUCGACAUCGAGGGCUUCGAGGUGGAUUUUUUUCGCAACAUCCUUAACGACGAUGUCGAACUUCUGGCCAACAUCAAGCAGAUCGGCAUGGAGAUCCAUCCACUGGCGUCAGAGACCCUGAGAGACCUUAUGUGGAGCCAAAUUCGUCAGCUACGAAGCCUGCAUUUCUCACAGGUGUCCAGUUUACCAAACAUGGGCUGGACUUAUACCUUUGAGAACAAAACUGGUUCUGCAUUUUAUGAAAUGCUUUGGGUUAAUGAAAAGUUCCGGUAGUAGUUUUGGUUUCCAGUGAGUAUAAAUAUCUUCGGUGGCAACGUGUUACGAGUUCGAACUUUCAAAAUGGGUUUCCUUGCGGCAUCUAAACUUUUUGUGAGUAAAUUAAUUUUUUUGGUAGGCUUUCUACCAGCAGAUAAGUCUCGUCGACCUUGGCAGGUAGCUCAUUUAGAAUUACAAAACUCCGAUUUCAAACCUCCUCUUCCGCGCGACCUACCCUCUUAUGUGAAACGCCGAAGGAAAAAAUCAUGACAGACAAUAGGGAGCAGCAGCACCUAAGGCGGUUUGAACUGAAACCUCAGCACCGACAACUUCUGCGGCGGUGUUAAUAGCAAACGGUAUUGAUUUCGUCUUUCUUUUGGCUUCUUUGGCUGUGAAGAGUGGAGGCCACUGCUGAAUGAGUACAUUCAAGGAGUAACGUCAUCGCUUCCGCCUGUCACGGUGGACGGCGGCCGACGAAGAAUUUUAUGCUUACAAUUUAUUUAUUCAGCAAACAUGAUUGCAUAGCAAUUUUCACAGGACGAACGAUGCAGAUUUCUUGCCAAUGGGGUGCUUGAUAUCAGGACAGUAUAAACA
Molecule: messenger RNA, 1639 nt
Organism: Hyalella azteca
Lineage: Eukaryota; Metazoa; Arthropoda; Malacostraca; Amphipoda; Hyalellidae
Exons: 7
Coding region: 110-1063 (317 amino acids)
Source: RefSeq, a predicted model, not a curated record